AUGCCGCCGAAUCCAUCCACGUCGCGUCGCAUUCAAAGAAAUUAUGAUGAUUAUCGUUUUGAAGCAGCAAGACUUUCGAGUUUUCGAAAUUGGCCUGACACAGGAUUAAGUACAUAUCUUAAAGAAAAGGAUAAUAUUAUCUCACAAUUAGAAUUUUCCGAUAAAUAUAUAGAUGGGUUGACAGAAGAUGUAAAUACUGCUACAUCAUUAAGGACGCAAUUAACUACAAUUCGUCAAAUUCAUAAUGUACAAUUUCAUGAAAAUAUAAGAGCAAAAUUAAACAACAAGGACGUGAAAGAAAAUCAGAGUGGUAUUCAAUGUUUAAAUACUAUGCAAAAUUCAUCUAUACAAAAUGUGGAAAAUAAUUUUAUCACAGUUAAUAUAUCAAGAAACCGAAAUUUUACUGUAUCAAAGGAAAAAACAAUUUCUACAUACUUUAAAAUUCAAAACAUGAAUUCUUAUGCUAAGACAAAAGGGCCACCUCAGGAAAAAGAUCAAAGACAAAAACAUUUAACACUAAAGGAGAAACUAUCAAAAGCUAAAUCUGAUAAAGAUAGCAGCUCAUCUGUACCAGUAUACAGAAAUUUAUGUUUCUAA
This is a messenger RNA of Bombus pyrosoma, 597 nucleotides long. RefSeq lists its product as uncharacterized. Bases 1 to 597 code for a protein of 198 amino acids. The transcript is spliced from 4 exons. The record is from RefSeq and is a predicted model, not a curated record. NCBI's taxonomy places the organism in Eukaryota, Metazoa, Arthropoda, Insecta, Hymenoptera, Apidae.